Magnolia sinica is the source of this 4375-nucleotide messenger RNA. Its product is annotated as GPI inositol-deacylase. Lineage: Eukaryota; Viridiplantae; Streptophyta; Magnoliopsida; Magnoliales; Magnoliaceae. The record is from RefSeq and is a predicted model, not a curated record. The transcript is spliced from 18 exons. The coding region runs from base 788 to 4156 and encodes 1122 amino acids. Gene Ontology annotation, molecular function: hydrolase activity, acting on ester bonds.
GCUGAGUCGACGACCGGAUACAGCCGGUAACCCCCAAACCGGCGACGCCACGAUGUAAACCGCUUCCAUCUACUCUCAGCCAUUUUCCGCCCUCCGAAAUCCGCUCGUCCAUCUCCUUCCGAUUCUCCUACCCAUUUCUACUUCGAUUUUAUGCGAUUUUGCCUUUUCUCGACAUCUCUAUCGCUCGGAGGAUGGAUUUCUCUUCAUAACGAACUCAAGAUCGAGCUCGAAUCUCAGACGCGGCUUUGUUUCGAAGAUCGGCGUCUUGUUUUCACGAGAUUUUUGAGAAACGGAACUGAAUCGGACUCAAGAACGCUCUCAAUCGGCCUCGAAACGUGAUUUCAUAUCAAAUAAGCUGCGAUUCGAGUAGUCCGGCGUCCAAAUCCAAGUUAUCUGAAGAGUUCCGGAUCUCCUGUGAUUUGAAACUGAAGUUCUGUUCGAAACGAGCUCGACACCGAGAGAUUUCUCCUCUGGAUUCGGAACCUUCAUAUUCUACUCGGGAGAUGAUGAUCUGAGAGGAAUUUCCAUGUAAAUAUCAAUUGCAGUCACACGAUUUUGAUACGGAGUUUUUCUCAUUCCCUUUCGCCUGCAGUAGUUAGGGUUGGAGGUGGAUUUCUCCAUAAAUUGACCUGAUUGAAGUUUUCUUAACGCAGCAAUUCGAUCUUAGAGUCAGAUCCCGUCUGAAAUAUCUUCAGAGUCCUUCCAAUUUCACUAGAUUUGGGCUUUUGUUCGGGAAGGAGUGUUUUCUUGGAUGGAUUUUUCUUGGGAAUAGAAGCUUGAUCCGACAAUGCAGGGUUUUAGAGAGAAAUGCAGAGUAGUUGCUCUGGUUAUCUUUUCGGUGUGGCUAGGUCUUGCUGCUCUAUACGGUCUACUAAAACCCGUUCCAAAUGGUUGUAUCAUGACCUACAUGUACCCGACAUAUAUACCGAUUUCUACGCCCCCAAACAUUUCCUCUGAGAAGUAUGGCUUGUUCUUGUACCAUGAAGGUUGGAAAAAGAUAGAUUUCAAGGAGCAUCUUAAGAAGCUAAGUGGUGUUCCGGUUCUCUUCAUUCCAGGCAAUGGUGGUAGCUACAAACAGGUGCGCUCCUUGGCAGCAGAAUCUGAUAGGGCUUAUCAAGGUGGUCCACUUGAGCUUACAUAUUAUCAGGAGGCAACCCUCACACCUGAAGAAAGAGGAAGGGAUAUGGCAUUGGAGGACUCUAAUGGCCUUGCACCCCCUAACCAGUACACUUGCAUGCUGGACUGGUUUGCUGUAGAUCUUGAAGAGGAACAUUCUGCUAUGGAUGGCAGGAUACUUGAAGAACAUGCUGAAUAUGUUGUAUAUGCCAUCCACAGGAUUUUGGAUCAAUAUAAAGAGUCACGUGAUGCUCGAUCCAAGGAAGGUGCUGAAGUGUCUGGAAACUUCCCCCGAAGUGUAAUUUUGGUCGGCCAUUCUAUGGGUGGUUUUGUUGCCAGAGCUGCAGUUGUCCACCCACAUUUAAGGAAGUCAGCGGUUGAGACUGUUCUCACUCUUUCAAGCCCACACCAGUCACCUCCUGUGGCAUUGCAGCCAUCUUUGGGUCAUUUCUUUUCACGAGUCAAUAGAGAAUGGAAAAAGGGAUAUGAGGUCCAGAGAACUCAUACAGGCCGCCGGGUGUCAGGUCCCACACUCUCUCAUGUUGUUGUCGUCUCUGUCUCUGGUGGUAUUCGCGAUUACCAGGUUCGGUCAAAGUUGGCUUCACUGGAUGGGAUUGUGCCUUCCAGUCAUGGUUUUAUGAUUGGUAGCACAGGUAUGAGGAAUGUUUGGCUUUCAAUGGAGCACCAAUCUAUUUUGUGGUGUAAUCAAUUGGUUGUACAGAUCUCACACACACUUCUGAGUAUGAUAGAUUCAGAGACUGGUCAACCAUAUCUAAGCACACAGAAGAGACUUGCUGUCUUUUCCAAAAUGCUUCGUAGUGGGAUACCACAGAAUUUUUAUUGGAUGAGGCAGGUGCAGUUGCCCCAGGUGACGGGGCAUGUUUCCAACAAGAAUGAAAAGAAUGUUCCUGGAUCUGAAUUGCAGAGCUUUUCUCGUUGCCCAAGAUCUGUUCACUGGGCAGAGGAUGGCCUUGAGAAGGAUUUAUUCAUUCAGGGGACUACUGUGACAGUUUUAGCAAUGGAUGGGAGGAGGAGGUGGUUGGAUAUAGGGAAAAUGGGAUCUAAUGGCAAAGACCACUUCAUAUUCGCUACAAACCUUGCUCCAUGUUCUGGGGUUAGAGUGCAUCUUUGGCCUGAAAAGCAUGAAAUUUCAUCAGAUGGGGAAGUGCCUCCCAGCAGAAGAGUUAUUGAGGUGACCAUGAAGAUGGUCCACAUCCCAGCAGGGCCUGCACCAAGGCAGAUCGAACCAGGCAGUCAAACUGAACAAGCACCUCCAUCUGCUGUUCUUCGGCUGGAUCCUAAAGAUAUGCAGGGUUUCCGAUUCUUGACUAUUUCAGUUGCUCCUCGUCCGAGCGUCUCAGGCAGGCCUCCCCCUGCAGCUUCCAUGGCAGUCGGACAGUUCUAUAAUCCAGAGGAAGGCAAGAGAGAGUUCUCUCUUAGUUCACUGCUUCUUUCUAGCUACGCUCAAGAGGAAAUCUUUUUGAAGGAGGAUCACCCUUUGGCUUUGAAUGCUACAUUCUCUAUGAGUUUAGGCCUCUUGCCUGUUACUUUGUCAGUGAGGACAGCAGGCUGUGGAAUAAAAAAUUCGGGGCUUCCCAUUGAACAAGCUGGAGAUGUGGAACAUAGCAGCCUUUGCAAAUUGCGUUGCUUCCCACCUGUAGCACUAGCUUGGGAUUCAACAUCGGGUCUACACAUCAUUCCAAAUUUGUAUUCUGAGACAAUUGUUGUGGAUUCAUUCCCGGCAUUUUGGGGUUCAACUCGAGGGUCUGAGAAGACCACUGUUUUGUUAAUGGUAGAUCCACACUGUUCAUACAAGAUCAGUGCUUCUGUCUCUCUCACUGCUGCUGCAGGCAGAUUUUUGCUUUUAUAUUGUUCACAGAUAAUUGGUUUCUUAAUAGCUGUGAUAUUUUUCGCAUUGAUGCGGCAAGCACGUGCAUGGGAACUUAAUCAGCCUCUGCCAUCCUUGCUAGCAGCUGUGGAAGCCAAUUUGAGAAUGCCUCUAUCCUUUCUGCUCCUAGCUGUAGUACCCCUUCUUGUUUCUUUGGUCAUUUCCUUGCUGACAACCCAGCCAUUUCCUCCAUUUGCUAGCUUCAUCAUUGUCUCCAUAAUUUGCUAUUCUUUCGCAAAUGGGUCGGUGAUUAUUUUGAUCCUGUGCUCCCAAUUUGUCUUCUAUGUGGCUGCUACGGUACAAGUUUUUAUCAAAUUACGGUGGCAAGCAUGGGAAGAAAGAUUCCGAUUUCUACGUCAGUUCCUUAAUCUUUUCUCUGUCUUCACGUCAUUUAAGGUGGUGCAUAUUCUUAGAGGCAAUCCAAUACUACUCAUAGCUCUAGUCAUGGUUUCUUUGGUCUGUUUUGUUCAUCCAGCUCUUGGUCUGAUCGUACUGGUCCUAUUUCAUGCUUUAUCAUGCCAUUCUGCUCUCUGCAGUUUUUUGGCGGCUUCAUUUCGCAGCCAUGUACAAAGGAAGGAGUCGUACGAAUACCAAGCCAGGGACGACCUAUCCCGGCAAUCGAGGCACAAAUCAGGUGAAGCGUUCGACCAGCGCCUGCCUCUAGGCAAGAACAAUUCCAAUGACAAUGAUGCAGACUCGACAAGGAGCUUUGGUGAAACCCAAUUAGAAAUAUUCAACUACCGGCACGGCAUAUUGAUAUUGCAUCUCCUUGCGUCCCUCAUGUUUGUUCCGUCACUUGUGGCGUGGUUACAGAGAAUCGGGAUGGGCCAGAGUUUCCCCUGGUUUGCAGACUCGGCACUCUCCAUGGGCGUCAUCCUACACGGCCUCUGCACUCAGAAGCCCGGUAUCGACGCCUUCUCAUUCUCCUUCCCAGGCAUCCGUGGCGGGGAAGCUGGCUUGAGCUUAAUCUACCUCCUCGCUGGAUAUUACUGUUAUCUCUCUGCCCUUGCGCUGGCUCCCUACUGUUCAUUUUACGCAAUGGCCGCUGUCGGUGCCAUCUCCUUCAUUUCCAGAGUCAUUGAGAGACAGAACCGAGAAAAGGGAGAUCCUUAUUUUAGCUACAGUGGACGGAAACAUUCUCACAAGCACUAGAAAAACAGAGAUGGUGAAACGGAAGCUUCUCCUACAGAUGAGGUUGGAUGUUCUUUUCUUGUAGAUUUCCAUCAUGUUAUAGCUGAUAGUGCUGAUUUUCUUGCAGCUCAGGGUCUGUAUUGAGAUAAUGUGAUUUGAAUCCCCUUUGUUUUUUACGGACUCAAGAAAGAGGGAGGGAGAAAAAAACAGAAAAGGUUGAGAAAAGACUCUUUCAUGGCA